Molecule: messenger RNA, 1596 nt
Organism: Papilio polytes (common Mormon)
Lineage: Eukaryota; Metazoa; Arthropoda; Insecta; Lepidoptera; Papilionidae
Product: protein RRNAD1
Exons: 9
Coding region: 96-1535 (479 amino acids)
Source: RefSeq, a predicted model, not a curated record
CCUAGAGGCUAUAAGAGCACAGUAUAAAAAAGUGUGUGCUAUGCUCAAAAUAUCAUCAAAUAAUCCAUAUAGUGGUGAUAUAUCUUUUUAAAGAAAUGGAAACAUCAAUAACAAAAGUACACCAACAUUUAGAUAGAAUUUUGAAAUAUCUGAAUCCAUUAUUGCCUUUAGCUAAUUGUCACAUGGUGGAAUUUUUUACUGAGAAUCACUGGGAGAAAUUACUACCAAAAAACUUAAUACAAACAAUAGAUAAAUGGGACUUGAAUUCUGCUGUUGAAAAGUUCUGGACAUAUGCAUCGGAACCGAAAAAAAAUAACAACUGUGAACUUAGUAAAUGGAUACACAAAGCACAAAAUCACAGUUUAUCUGUCAAUAAUGACUAUUGCAUAUCUGUUGAAGAGUUGGAACAGCAUUUACAGUGUUGGGGAGGUUCUGUACUACCGGAAAUUAAGAUUACAGAGUUUAUGACAAGUAAAAAGAGCUAUGAGGUUCAAAGAAUGUCUCGUUUUGUGGCCUCCCUGUAUAAUGCGACAUCAUCCACACAUUGUAUGGAGGCGGGGGGCGGCCGGGGGCAUUUACUAGUCGCGUUAACUCUAGGAUAUAAUGUACCCAGUCUUACCGUUGAUUGUGACGAUAAAGCUCUCAAAAAUGCAGCGGAUAGAGUUAAGAUUAUACAAAAGCAAUGGAGGGCUAUUGCUAAGAAGAUAACGAAUGGGAAUGAGGAAUUAUUUAUUGACAACAAACAAUGCAACAUACACCGUUUUGCCACAUCUUUUAUAACAAACAAAACGAAUGUAGCUAAAAUCAUGAAAGAGGCGUUUCCUGAACAUUAUGAAAAUGAUUACAAAGUUCUUUUAACAGGUCUACACACAUGUGGAAACCUAGGUCCUGAUUCUCUCAGGAUAUUUUCAUCACAAACAUCCACCACCGCUCUGUUCAACGUGCCGUGCUGCUACCACCUCCUUACGGAGAAGGUGGAUGCAGAUCUGUUCGACGUGUUCCAAAGGGACUAUGGAUGUGGAACAUCAGAACAUGGAUUCCCUAUGUCAGAGUAUUUAAGAGGGUACAACUUGGGCCGCAACGCCAGGAUGUUGGCUGCGCAGUCGCUGGACCGCGUGCUGCACUACAGGCAGCUGCCAGACAAAAGUCUACUUUACAGAGCUCUGUUUCAGAUAAUAGUAAAAACUCAUUUACCGAAAUCGAAUUUAAAGGAUGGUAAAUUAAAAAAAAUUGCCUCGAAAUGUGAUAAUUUUACACAAUACUUCAAGAUGGCGGACAAAGUGCUGUCACUGGGACUAUUUGACAGGUUGCCUGACAGCUACUUGACAGAUGUGUCAAACGACCUCCAUUGUCAAUGGAAACAAAUUGUUAUGUUCAAUUUGUUGAGGUUAUGUUUGGCGCAAGUUAUUGAAAGUGUUGUUUUGUUAGAUAGAUUACUAUAUUUACUUGAGAAUGGAUAUAGAAAAUCGUAUAUCGUUAAAUUGUUUGAUCCAGUAAUGUCACCGAGGUGUCACAGUAUUGUUGCUGUUAGAUAACAUUUGUUUAAAGAAUUCUUGAAGAAUUUUUAUACUUGGGCAAUAAAUGUAUGUGAUAGUC